Molecule: messenger RNA, 1472 nt
Organism: Myripristis murdjan (pinecone soldierfish)
Lineage: Eukaryota; Metazoa; Chordata; Actinopteri; Holocentriformes; Holocentridae
Product: gastrula zinc finger protein XlCGF53.1-like
Exons: 2
Coding region: 116-1210 (364 amino acids)
Biological process (GO): regulation of transcription by RNA polymerase II
Cellular component (GO): nucleus
Molecular function (GO): DNA-binding transcription factor activity, RNA polymerase II-specific
Source: RefSeq, a predicted model, not a curated record
GAGGAAGCGGAAGCUAAAGGAGGAGUAAAAGAGAAAACAAUGCCGGAGACUUUGUGAGUCAGUUGCUGUGGAAAACAGCAGAAGGACCAAAAAGUGUAGUUGUAAAUGUGUGAGAAUGUGUGACGUGCAGGAGGUCACGUGUCUGAUCCAGCAGCAACAGGCUGCGGCGACUCGAGACAUAUUGGAACUGUUUGAAAGGACGUUAGCGGCGCACGAGGAGCAGCUGCGGCAGUUAAGAGAGGAGAACGAGCGGCAGAGAAAGCAGCUGGACGCUCUUUUACAGCCUCAAGUUCGACUAGAAAGAGCAGUGUUGCCUCAGCAGCUGCUGGUGAGUAAAGAAGAGGUUCCCCCUGAGCAGCAGGAGUGCAGCCCCAGUGUGGAGCAGGAGGAGCCAGAGCCCCCCCACAUUAAAGAGGAACAGGAGGAGCUCAAUAUCACCAAGGAUAUCCCAUUCACUCCUGCCCCUGUGAAGAGUAAAGAUGAUGAAGAGAGAGUUCAGUCCUCACAGCUUCAUCAAAGCCAAACUGAGGAGAACAGAGAGGCAGAGCCUCCGGCCAGCAGCUCCAUUGAAACAGAAGCUGAUGAAGAGGAUUUACAAGCAAGUAGUGAUGGCCAGCUGCUCUCUUCACACUCCUCUAAAUCUGAGACUGAAGACAUGGAAGAUGACUUAGAGGAGACUGGAGAGCCUCAGUCAGGUUUAGCCUCAGUGAGUGAAGUCCUUUUCAGCCAUGACAGAUCUGAGGCUGGAGAGAAGCCAUCUUCCUGCUCCAUGAAUAGAGAGAAACCAUUCAGCUGCUCAGUCUGUGCUAAGAGAUUUAGACAUAAAACUCACUUAAACAGACACAUGAAAGUCCACAAAAAAGAGAAACCUUUCAGCUGCCCAUUCUGCGCUAAGAGAUUUACAUGGAAAAGUGAAUUAAGCACACAUAUGAGAGUCCACACAGGAGAGAAACCAUUCAGCUGCUCAAUUUGUGGUAACAGUUUUACACUGAAAUCUGUCUUAAAUAAACACAUGAGUAUCCACACAGGAGAGAAACCUUUCAGCUGCUCAAUUUGCGGUAUCAGUUUCAGACAGAAAUAUAACUUAAGUGCACACAUGAGUAUACACACAGGAGAGAAACCUUUCAGCUGCUCAGUUUGUGGUAAAAGUUUUAGAAAGAAAUGUUCCUUAAAUAUACACAUGAGUGUCCACUCAAGAGAGAAAACUUAGCUGCUCAAUUUGUGGUAAACAUGUUUCAGAUAAAGGUCACAAAAAAGUGCAUAUGAUUAUCCACUCAGGAGAGAAACCUUUUAGCUGCUCAAUUUGUAAACAAUUUACACAGAAGUGUAGCUUAAUCACACACAAGAGUCCACACAGGAGAGGAAUCUUUUAGCUGCUCAAAUUGUGGUAAAUGUUUCACUCAAAAAAAUAACUUAAAGAAACACAUGAGAGUCCACACAGGAGAGAAACCCUUUAGCUGUUCAGUCUGUAA